CGCUAGGUCAGCCCAGUCUAGGAGGCAGGAAAGACAAUAGAGCACAGAUCCAAUUUUGUGUGGAAGAGAAACGCUUUCAAAAUGCUUCUCGGCCGGUUAUUGUUGCGGACUUCAACUGUCAAUAAGAUGGUUAGUAGAAAUAAUUAUACAGCAUUCAAAUCUGAUCCCUCCAAGCCAAACAUGCUGAGAGUAGGACUGGCAUUUGGAAGUACAGCUGUCUUGUGGGCUCUGCUGUUCAAACAACACAGCACUGAUGUGCAUGAGUACAAAACAAGGAAUGGGUUAGAGUAAUUCACAAGGCCAUGACAUUGAUUGCUCUACGCUUUGUGGAUCUUCUGUUUUUCAUGUUUCAAUGUUCCUCUGCUAUGAAAAGAUGUACAAUAAUGUUAAAUAAAGUUGUGUAUAUAUAA
Molecule: messenger RNA, 410 nt
Organism: Megalobrama amblycephala (Wuchang bream)
Lineage: Eukaryota; Metazoa; Chordata; Actinopteri; Cypriniformes; Xenocyprididae
Gene: ndufc1
Product: NADH:ubiquinone oxidoreductase subunit C1
Exons: 4
Coding region: 82-291 (69 amino acids)
Cellular component (GO): mitochondrion
Source: RefSeq, a predicted model, not a curated record